Molecule: messenger RNA, 2622 nt
Organism: Candidula unifasciata
Lineage: Eukaryota; Metazoa; Mollusca; Gastropoda; Stylommatophora; Geomitridae
Source: the annotation of a GenBank genome assembly
GCACUGACAGGGUUCCUGCUUGUGACUACCAGAGAUGGCAAGUUGCUGUAUAUUUCGGAGAAUGUCACAGACUACCUCGGACACUCUAUGGUUGACAUGAAAACUCAAGGGGAUAGCUUGUACGAUAUAGUGGACAAGAAGGACCACGCCCUCAUACAAACGCAGCUGUCGCCGAGCACAUCCUUGCAGAACUCGGAUGUCUCCUUCUUUUGUCGCAUGAACAUGUCAAGGACACUGAAGCGUCAGCCAGGCUUUGGUGAUGUGAAGGUGAUGCAUGUGCGUGGCCACUUUGUGAACAUGGAGACAGAUCCAGGCUACCCCAGUGACAGCUCUUCUGUGUUCAUGGCCGUCUGCUCCCCUCUGAUCACCCCAGAGGUGAAGGAGAACCUGGUACAGAACAACACAAUGGUCUUCAAGACCGUGCAUAACCUUGACAUGACCUUCCUAGAGGUUAGCAAGAGUGGAGAAUACCACCUUGGCUGCACAACUCAUGAUCUGAAACAGAAAUCAUGGUAUUCUUUUAUUCAUCCAGAAGAUAUUCUGGAGGCUAAAGAAAAGCAUGCUCAUUUGGUGCGGUCAAACCAUGAAAUAGGCUGCAUGCUGACCAUGCGUAUGCUCAGAUUUGAUGGCAGCUGUUUCUGGGUCAACAGUGCAAUGCAUUUACGACAGGCAUGUCUGGCACAGAAUGAAGAACCACAUAUUGUCUGUAUCAAUCAAGUUAUUGAAGAGCAUGAAGCAUACCAAGUUCAAGGUCACAUGUUCUCCUUGUACCCUAGCCGCACCAAUGAGCUGUGGGGGAGCCACCUGGCUGCUGUUUCAUCUCCAAAUACUGAUAUUUUAGGUGGUCAGUGGAUGCCACAACAAGUGCUGAGCUCUGAUCCUAAUUACUUAACCCACCUUCCUAACUAUAUAGAACACCCACCCUGUCCUGAUGUAUUCACUUCAAUGAGGGAGUCCAGUAAUAAACCAGUGGCCGACUGCCAUCUCCAGAGUCCCAGUUCUGUUGUACAGUUGAAUCAACUGAAGGUGAUGCUGAAGAGAAAGAUCCAGGGAUCGCAGGUGAAACCUGCAGUUUCUGCAAAGUUGGCCAGAAUUAAUUGGGACACUGAUGGUUUCGUAAGAGGAUCUACCUACUCAGAUGUCAACCAGGAAGCGUCUCAUAAAAAAUUCUACUCCCAGGUUUCAGUUCCCUCAUUUGAUGAUUGUCAGAGCCAGAUGGUGCAGGGCUUGCAGUCGGUUUAUGUUGCCAAUAAAACAUCCUCCAAACCAUACUCCUUUAUGACUAUGCCUAAGAAAGUUGAUGAGCAGGUAGUUCCAGAUUCUUAUCUCACACCAGACCCCUCACCAGUUUCAUCACCAGAACCUUUACGGAGUAGUAUGAAUACGACAGAUUUUAUUAAUAACAAAAAGGAGACCAUCCAUGGAAAAUCCUCAAUUAACAUCCUCCAGGCACUAGAAAAGCUUGCCGCCCAUCCUCACAUGAACACGGAGAUGAAGGUUCCAGUUGUUAAGGAAGCAGAACUUCCCAUUCUGAAUGCCUUUGACGUUGAUAUUUUUUUCGAAGCAGUUUCUGGAGAAUUCCAGUCAAAGACAUCAAAAGUAAUGGAAACCCAUGUUAAAUGUGAGAUCAAGAGGGAACUACCGGCAGAACCAGUUUUGGCUACAAACAUCCCCAACUUUGCAGCUUUGAAGGAUGAAGCAUUAAGUCCCUUACCAUGUGACUUCUACCAGAAUCAGAACAAUGUCCUCUUACAACCUCUGCCCCAAUCCCAGAUUCCAACUCAAAUGAAGCCCGUUUUUCAGUCUGAGAAUCAACAGCAAAGACAACUCUCUUUCCACUCACAGUUUCAAGGCCAUAUUCAGUCCUCCACCCAGUCUCAAAUUCAACCCACAUUAUUUCCCUCCUCCCAACCUCAGAUUCAGCCCUCAUUCCAGUUACAAAUUCUACCCCACACCAAAUCCUCCUCAAGCCAGGUACAGCCCCAGCCUCCAACACAAACCUCAUUCUUUUCCAAGCAUCAGUUUUCAUCAGAAACUAAGAUCCUGCCUCAAAUAAAACUUUCUAAAUGGUGUCUGCCACCAAGCCCUGAAGCUUCUGUCAUGUCCUGUCCAGGCACUGAUGUUCCAACUGAGGUACCUGAGUUCCAUUCAGACGCUUGUGACUAUAUGAAAGGUGCAAACAUAUCCCUGUGCAGAUCAGCUGCGUCACAGGAAACUAUUGAUGAUCUGAUGACCUACCUUUCUGACGAUAGCCUGGAUCAGAUGAAGACUGAUCCAAACAACUCACCCGGAUAUGAAACACAGGAUCUCAGUUCUGAGAAGACCUACCUUAAAUCCUUUUAUAUGGAGAGCUCCACUUGUCACAAACUACUUCAGACAGCCACACGUCUGCCAGAAGAGUUCAGUCCACAGUCAAGCACAUCCACAAUGGAGAUUGAUUUCUUUGAUGAAUGUCCUGACUUUUCCUUUGAAAGGAAGAUGAAUUUACCCGACAGCCGGAAUGAGAUGCCACUUAUCAACGGCAAUGUUUCUGGCAUGUCUGAUGACUUCAGAUUGGACUUCAUCUUUGAUUCAUUCUCAGCUACACAAGAUUCUUUGGAGAUGACCAAACACAGCCAGUAG